AUGAAGCUUCGAGGACUGCUGGACCGCAAGGGCUCCUGGAAGAAGCUGGAUGACAUCCGGAAUAUCUUCUGGUGUCACAAGACCGUCACUUCAGAGUAUGUCACCGAGCACUGGUGCGAGGACCCGUUCUUUGGGUACCAGUAUUUGAAUGGUGUCAAUCCCGUCAUGCUCCACUGCCUCUCCAGCCUGCCCAGCAAGCUGCCUGUCACCAAUGACAUGGUGGCCCCCUCGCUGGGUCCGGACACCUGCCUGCAGACAGAACUAGAGAGGGGGAAUGUCUUCCUAGCGGACUACUGGAUCCUGGAGGAGGCCCCCGUCCACUGCCUCAACGGCCGCCAGCAGUACGUGGCCGCCCCGCUCUGCCUGCUGUGGCUCAACCCGCAGGGGGCGCUGGUGCCCUUGGCCAUCCAGGUGAGACCUGGGGCGGGCUUCGGGGGCGGGCUCAGGCGGCACGCCGGCAGCCUCGAGCCUCAACCCCCUUAUUAUUCUUGGACGCAGCUCAGCCAGAACCCCGGGCCCCAAAGCCCCAUCUUUCUGCCCACUGACUCCUACUGGGACUGGCUGCUGGCCAAGACGUGGGUGCGCAACUCGGAGUUCCUGGUGCACGAGCACAACACGCACUUUUUGUGCACGCAUUUGCUGUGCGAGGCCUUCUCCAUGGCCACACUGCGCCAACUGCCGCUGUGCCAUCCUGUCUACAAGCUCCUGCUUCCCCACACUCGCUACACGCUGCAGGUGAACACCAUCGCUCGAGCCACGCUGCUCAACCCCGACGGCCUGGUGGACCACGUGACGUCCGGCGGGAGGCAAGGCCUCCUCUACCUCAUAAGCACAGGUCUGGCCCACUUCACCUACACCGAUUUCUGCCUUCCGGACAGCCUGCGGGCCCGCGGCGUCCUGACCAUCCCCAACUACCAUUACCGAGACGACGGCCUGAAGAUCUGGGCGGCCAUUCAGAGCUUCGUCUCAGAAAUCGUGGGCUACUAUUAUCCUAGUGACGCAUCUGUGCAGCGGGACACGGAGCUGCAGGCCUGGGUCGGCGAGAUUUUUGCUCAGGCCUUCUUGGGCCGGGAAAGCUCAGGCUUCCCGCAAAGGCUGUGCACUCCGGGAGAGCUGGUGAAGUUCCUUACUGCCAUCAUCUUCAACUGCUCGGCCCAGCAUGCCGCGGUCAACAGUGGGCAGCAUGACUUUGGGGCCUGGAUGCCC
This is a messenger RNA of Panthera uncia (snow leopard), 1206 nucleotides long. Its product is annotated as hydroperoxide isomerase ALOXE3-like. Lineage: Eukaryota; Metazoa; Chordata; Mammalia; Carnivora; Felidae. Gene Ontology annotation, molecular function: iron ion binding; oxidoreductase activity, acting on single donors with incorporation of molecular oxygen, incorporation of two atoms of oxygen. The transcript is spliced from 8 exons. The record is from RefSeq and is a predicted model, not a curated record. The annotation marks the transcript as partial. Gene Ontology annotation, biological process: linoleic acid metabolic process; lipid oxidation.